Neocloeon triangulifer is the source of this 3307-nucleotide messenger RNA. Its product is annotated as DNA repair protein complementing XP-C cells homolog. The coding region runs from base 134 to 3076 and encodes 980 amino acids. Gene Ontology annotation, molecular function: single-stranded DNA binding; damaged DNA binding. NCBI's taxonomy places the organism in Eukaryota, Metazoa, Arthropoda, Insecta, Ephemeroptera, Baetidae. Gene Ontology annotation, cellular component: cytoplasm; nucleus; XPC complex. Gene Ontology annotation, biological process: nucleotide-excision repair; mismatch repair. The transcript has 8 exons. The record is from RefSeq and is a predicted model, not a curated record.
GUCUUUGUUAUGAUGGUUUUACCUCCGUUUGGUUAUGUAAUCAGCGAGCAGAAUUUUGUAAUUCUGGCGGCGUCUGCGUUAAAUCGCAUGCAAAGGAAAACUUAAUUGCAUCGGGAAAGAUCAACACUGAAAGAUGUCUAAAAGGAAAAGUACGGGAAUUGCUGCAGUUAAAGAUGACGAAAAGAAACCAAAAUUGGACAGCUUUGUGGCCACCCGUCGACAGUCGGCGCGCAGAAGUACGGCCAAGGCGCAGGAACUCAUCAAGAAACAGGCUGCUGCAGACUCAGAGGACGAGGAAUUGUCCCUUUUGGACUCUGAUGACGAAUUCGUCAUUCCCACAGGAGGAAAGGACGAGCGAAGCAAUGGGUUGGUGGUCCAGCCUGUCAACAGCUUCCUGUCCUCAGAGUCGGCUGACAGCUCGGAGGACGAAAAUAAAGGAGCCAACCUGAAGGUCAACCACAGGAAAAUCAAAACCAUAAAGCCUAAAACUGAGCCGCUGGCAAAGAAGUCUUCCAGAAGCGUCCUGAGUUCGGACUCGGAGGAGGAUUUUGAAGAUGUGGUGGCACCUCCCUCACCUAAAAAAACCACCGAAUCAAAGAUUUUGGCCGAGGUCUCAACAUUAACAGACUCCGAGUCUGACCUGGAAGAUGUGCCAACUCAAAACCUCCAAGAGCUCUUCCCUUUACUUGCCAAGCAAGAGGAGCUGAAGGCUAUGGAGAAAAAGGUCAAAGAAGACGGGGACAAAAAGUUAAAGAAGUCGAAAGUUCAAACUCUGGACGUUUCUCAACUGCUGGCCAUGGGAGAAACUCAAGAGCCGGUCCCUUCGACCAGCAAGUCAGAAACAAAAAGUAAAAAAUCUGCAAAAACAAAUAAAAAGCUGAAAGUUGAUUCGGACGAGUCGGACUGGGAAGAAGUCGAACAUGGGCCUGAACAAACCAUUCCUAAGGAGGGAGUGGAGGUGAAAAUCGAGACGACAAAUGGGCUGAAGAGGAAGAAGACCAAGACCAUGGACUUGGAGGCCAUCAUCAAGAGGAGGAUCAACCAAAUUCGCAGGGAGAAGCAGGUGGAGCUGCACAAAGCGUCUCUCCUGUGCCAUUUGAGCCAUGGAAUGGUCGUAAACAAGCAGCUCAACUCGCCCUCGUUGAUGGCCGUGGCUUUGUCCAUCUUGCAUUCGCAGCACUGCUACCCACCCAAGAAGAGUGAUCUGAAUUACCUCGAGAAGAUUGCCUCUUGGUUUCACAAAAAGGUUUCGGUGGCAGAUGUGAAAGAUGACCCUGAUAAGACUUUGGUCCAGCUGUUGGAACUUGCUUUCCAGGUAAUGAAAGCUCCAAACAAAAGGAUUCUCGUCCUCAUGUUUGUGACUUUGAUGCGUUCGCUCGGCCUCAAGACCAGGCUCAUCAUCUCUCUUCAGCCACUUCCAUUGAAACCAAAGCCUCAGGAUCUACUCACAGUUUUGCCAAAGCCAGAAGUGAAGCUUGGAGACAAGAAAAAGCAAAGUAUCGAGGCCAAGAAGACAAAUGAGAAGACUUCGAAGGCAAAUGAAAAAGCUCCGAAGAAGUCUAAAAAAGAAGUCAAAUCCAAAUCUGGGCCGCCAAAAUCAAAAAGGUCCAAAAAGGAAAGAGAGAGCAAGUAUUUCUCUUCAGACAAAUCAGAGUCGAGUCCUGACGUUUCUCAGAAAUUAAAAUCGCUGAGAGCAAGGAAGAACAAAAAGUACGAAGAGGAGUUGACGGAGGAAUCUGAAUCUGAUGAUCACAUGCCAAAAACAACAAAAGGAAAAAGAAAAGCAAAAGUAGGACAUAACGACAAGGAAGAUUUCAAGCCGCAGGUUCUGAAAGUUGUGAAAAACUCGAGAAUUGCAGUCAAAGACAGGAGGGUCCUCUCUUCAGAAUCAGAAACACCAAACUCGCCUAAACCAUCAAAAAUGGGCAAUGAUUUCUGGGUAGAGGUCUUUGCCGAGAUGGAGGAAAAGUGGAUUUCGAUCGACGUUAUUACUGGAAAAGUGCAUUGCGUCGAACACCUGCACUCAAAAGCAACUUCACCUGUCCUCUAUGUGAUGGGAUUCAACCAAAACAAUGCGAUUCGAGACCUGACUCGGCGCUACUGCCCCCAGUACCACACCUCGACUCGCAAGAAUCGAGUUGACCAGGAGUGGUGGGAAGAGGCCAUUGUACCAUUUUACGGAAAGAAAACUGCUGUUGACAAAGAGGAGGAGGAGGAAUUGGAGAAGCAGCUGCAAGACCGUCCAGUACCUAAAACCUUAUCCGAGCUCAAGAAUCAUCCUCUCUACGUCCUGAAGAGGCACUUGCUCAAGUACGAAGCGAUUUACCCACCCGAUGCUCCACCCCUUGGAUUCUUCAAAGACGAGCCAAUCUACGCCCGGGAGUGUGUUUUCAUUCUGAGGUCCAGGGAGACUUGGGUGAAAGAGGCCAAGGUCGUCAAACCCAAACAGGAGCCGUACAAAGUCGUCAAGUCUCGACCAAAAUACGAUAGGAUGAGUGGUCAGAUGCUGGAGAGCCAACCUUUGGAGAUCUUUGGCCCCUGGCAAACUGAGGACUAUGUCCCGCCGGCAGCCGAGGAUGGAAAAGUUCCUCGCAAUGAGUACGGAAAUGUGGAACUCUUCAAGCCCUGCAUGCUACCCAAAGGAACAGUCCAUUUGAAGUUGAGUAACUUGAACAGAAUUGCCAAAAAGCUCGGCAUCGACUGUGCUCCUGCCAUGACUGGAUUUGAUUUCCACUGCGGAGGCAGUCACCCUGUAUUUGAAGGCUUUGUUGUUUGUGAAGAAUUCAAGGACAUGCUGAUCGACGCUCACCGUCAAGAAGAGGAAGAAAGAGAGAAAAGGGGUGAGGAAAAGCGGUUGAAACGAAUCUACGGAAACUGGAGGAAACUUGUGAGGGGUCUGAUGAUCCGAGAGAACUUGAUGAAAAAGUACGACUUUGGCCAAGAGGCAGCUGAAGAGAAGAAAAAGUCAAAGAGCUCAAAGAAGGCAGUGGCAUCCACUUCCAAGGUGCCUCUGAAGCAAAAACAGCCAAGCAAGAGGAAAAAAGACAGUGAUGAUGAGACCUCUGAUUCCUCUUAAAAGGUCUGUCUUUACUCAUUUUGCAAGAAUUUAUCCUACAAAAUCAAAGCAAUCAAAUUAUAUUUGAAAGCUAAAUCAUUCCUUUGUGAUGAGUAUUUCAAUAUUUUCAUUAUUUCUUGAAGAAAUGUUGCAGUAUUUUUCCUGAUGAAUUUAACAAAAAAAAAUUUGGAAACAUCGUCUUGUUUAAUCAUUUGUAAAAUGGAACAAGCAAAAAUAAAAUGUAACAAUUUU